UUGCUUUUAUGUGACCCGGCUCCAUUUUGGACUCCAUUUCCCAUGAUCCGCCUGGCCAGAUAGUUUCUCUUCUGCGAACACGGUGUAAGAAACCGACCACCGGGCUGUGAGUAUAUGUGAGUGCGUUUGUCUGUGGUGGGACACAAGUGUUACCGAGAGCUAUUUUCCGCGUAGCGCGAGGAACGCCGCGCUUCUUGGCGCGCGCCCGUCUUGGCUUUGGGUCGCACGCUGAUGACCGCCUGCUGACGGUCGGGUAUAAAGUUCGCGAGACAGAAAAAAGAAUCCCGAAUGUUUUCAUGAAAACGAAAGCGAUACUCGAGUAGAGAGCCAUUUCCUGGGUGCGCGGCCGGCGGGAGAGGAGAUAUGGACGCGGGUGCGCAAGGCGCGGGAAGCUCCGCUCCCGGCGGGCUCGAGGAGCUCAUGGACGAGUAUCUGAGGUCGCAGGGCUUCUACCGCAAGAAGAUCGCCAAGGACGGCUCGUGCCUGUUCCGUGCGGUCGCCGAGCAGGUGCUGCGCUGCCAGAGCCGCCACACGGAGGUGAGAGCCACCUGUGUGCAGUAUCUGAAGAGCAACAGGAGCAAGUACGAGUCGUUCAUCGAGGGAGACUUUGAUGAGUACCUGAAGCGCCUCGAGGACCCGCAGAACUGGGUCGGUGAGGUUGAAAUCAGUGCCUUGGCGCUCAUUUACAAGCAUGACUUCAUCAUUUUCCAAGAGCCUGGGAAACCACCUGUAAAUAUAACUGAAAACAGUUUCAGUGAUAAGGUCCGGCUCUGUUUCCUGAACGGGAAUCACUAUGACAGUGUGUACCCACGAGAAUUCAUAAAUGUUGCUGCUCUGUGUCAGUCCAUCUUGUACGAGCUGCUGUACGAGAAAGUGUGCAGAGUGGACCGUAGCGUGGUGGCCAGCUGCAUGGAAGCCAGCGGCAAAGCCAACGAGGAAGUAGCGGCCGAGUGCAGGAGCAGCGAUGAGUCUGAUCUGGAGGAAGAGGAGAUGUUUUGGCCAAAGGAAGUAGACGUUUCUACCACUAUGAACAAUCUCAGGUCUUCGAACAGCAACCUGCCUUACAAGGCAUCGGGGAAGUUGCAGCCCCCUGUCCUGUCCGCAAGAGUACAGAUGUCACUCAACCCCUUUACCUUCAGAAAUGUGGAAUAUGAUGUAUGGCUGAGGUCAAAACGAGCUCAGCAAAAACGUGAUUUUUGCAUUGCUGCCGGAAUGCAAUAUGUUGCUGGAGAUAAGUGCAAGGUGCGUCUUGAUAAAACUGGGCAGAUGUACAGUGCGUAUGUUCAGGAAGUGUCUCCCAACAAUGGUCCAGUCACGGUUUUCAUCGAAGAGCUUGGACAGAAGCACUCUGUCUCCCUGUGGAACCUGCGGCCUCCUGGGGAUGACCCGCACGCGUGGAACACCGUGGCAGAGAAGGGGAAGCGCCAGGCCUUGGCCAAUGGGACAGCCAACAGCAGCCGCUCUGGAUCAGAGUGGGAAAGCAGAGGGAAGAAAUCCUCCGCCAAAGUUCAGUCACCGACUGUGCAGAAUGCCCCCCGAGUGGCACACAGCAGAAUGCAGAAACAGAAUUCCUGGUCCUUGCAGGCACAAACCUUCACAGAGGAGCAGGCAUUGCCUAGGGGCACACACUCCACUGCCAGGAGGAACGAUACAGGAGCUCCGGGCACAUCAUCGCAGGAGACCCGCUUUGGCCUUUCCUCAGAAGAGCGCCUUGCAAGGGAGGAAGAGCAAAAGUCCCAGGCACUGCGGGAGAUACUGUACAAGGAUGAGAAGAGCUUUCCAGCACUGGGUAGCAUCCCCCAGCCUGCCACCCAGACCAGUGAAAGUGGGCGAAGGGUCAGUGGGCAAAGCGGUGAGAGCAACAGAAAGGCGGGAGCUACGCCUGGUGAGAAGCGUGGCUCUAAGAAGAAGGGGGACCUGCAGGAACGACCUGAUGGUGAAAGAAAGGCUCAUUCUCCUAAAACUGGAGCAAAGCGGGAGAAAAACAAGGCCUCAGGUACAUCCCAGCUGGAGAGUCCUGUUCGCGUGCUGACGGACCAGGCCUGUCCUUCACCAUCAGAGCAGCUUCUAAGCUCCUCUUUAUCAGCUUCUACUCUUGCACAGCCUCCCUCAGUUGAUGGCCAUGCUCUGGGACCAUCUGCUGGUCCUACUCAACCAACCCAUGUUUUAGUGCCACCUACCUCACCUUCAUCUCCAGUAACUCGAGCUGCCACCUCCCCAAUGUCUGCUUCCACUCAGGCAACCCAAGGUAAUCGACCACCCAAUGCUAACCCUGCUCGACCAGUUCAGACUGCGGGAUCAUCCGCCUCUGGCCCUGCUCAAGCUCCAGGGUCAUCUGCCUCUGGCCCUGCUCAACCUGCUGAAGCUCCAGGGUCGUCCACCUCUCAACCUGCUCAAGCUCCAGGGUCGUCCACCUCUGGCCCUGCUCAACUAGCCCAAGAUUUGCAUCCUCCCACCUCAGUUUCCACUCUACCAAAGCAGACUCCUGGACUUCCCACCUGUAGUCCAAGUCUACUACUGCAAGGUCAAGAACUACCAGCCUAUAGUCCUCAACCAUCCCAAAAUCCCCCUCAGUACUCUGUCAUUCCUCCUACAUCCACUCCUACGCCACAGUCUUUUCAGUCUCAUGUGGUUCCUACGCCAGUGCCACAGACACGACCCUCAGUUCUCACCAGCUUUUCCUCACCAUCGCUUCCUGCGGAUACCCCACCAUAUGAGGCUACCAGUGCGAUGCCCCAAAUGAGAAUAUCUCCAGUGCCUGCCACAGUGCCACUGAUGUCUGACCACCAGAGCCAUUCUCACACUUCCACUUGUCCUCCGCACGGCUCUGUGGGACAGUCCUCCAUGCCCCUCCACCAGUUUCCAUACCCAUACCAGGACCCCCUGUACCCAGGUUUCCCAUUGAAUGACAAGGAAGAGGCUGUAUUCGUGCCACAGUUUUCCCUGAUGCGCAACGGAGAAGAUCUCCCAAGAGACAAGAGUGUUCUCCGAUUUUUCUUCAACCUUGGUGUUAAGGCAUACACAUGCCCCAUGUGGGCACCCUACUCCUACAUCUACCCUCUGCAACAGACGUACUGUAAUGCUUAUACUAUGCAGCCCAAAGUGCCCUCUGGAGCUCCCUGUGUGCCCCCAUGGGUUUCUGAUGCCCCCACAUCCACACCUCUCCUCCAUGUCAACUCCAUUCCCAGUAGUACCAUGACUGUGCCAGAAAACUACAGCCAGGUUGUUCUCGGCACAACGGGUGGCAGGGCCAUGGGCCAGUAUGAGCACCCAGGGGUGGGGUUGGCUCUCUGCUCCGAGGGCAGGCCGGCACUGGGGUACAGCCUGCAGUCCACCAUGCAGCUGCAGUCCCACACCGGGAGCAUGCCGUGGCCCCGGCCUGCUACUUUCACCGGGACCAUCUCUUCCACUGCGCCACCUCCACCUCCUGUGCAGUUGCCUCCACAGUUCCUCUCCGCUGCUACAUACCCUGCAAUGUUACCAGGGUACUCGGCUCUGAAGCUACCUGCCGGGGCUGAUCACACCACUGUUGCUGAAAUUGGGAAAACGAUGGGUCGGCCGGGCACUGACAGCCCUGCCCACAGUGUUCCUGUGCCUCUCACAGAGGCGGAGCUAUCAGCAGAAGGCCGCGUCUCCGCUGCAGCCUCUCCAGCGCAGGCAUUUGUUCCUGCCGAGCGUGUCGUGUUGCCCUGCGAAGGCAAGACCGCUGCAAGUAACAGUGAAACCACGGUAGAAACAAGCAGAGCUGAGGUGACACUCGCUAACACGCGGGUGUGCACGCCUCACAAGGGACACGUUUCUCUGGGAGAACACAGCCGGUCCGAUGUGGACCUUCAGGGAGCAGGUGGCGUGGCAGGAGGAACCGAGAACAUCCUACCUUUGGCUUACGGAGCAGUGCCCCAGGAGGGUGCACAUCAGUCCUAUGGUGCUCCUAGAGAGCUCUGUGGCGAGGAAAGCGAGGUGAACGAGGUGGCUUUCAGAGGCAGCAGGCAGUACUAUAGUGGUCCGUACAGGGGGAGGAGGAGCUUCGAGGACGGUCGUGGCUGGAGAGGUAGCAGCAGGGGGGCGUCCCGUGCCCGUAGAGACUACAACUAUAGAGAACGGCGGUCUGUGGAGGCAUAUCCUGGGUCCUUCGAUAAAGGUCAGAGUGGAAGGGGCAGGGGGAGGGCCUACAGUCAGUACCGUGGUAGUCGAGAAGUCAACUACACGUAAGACCAGUAUGCAAAGCUGUAAACCGCUUUUCCUUUCUUAUUUGAGGUUUUCUUUUAAAUUCUUUCAUUUUGGAGAUAUGUUAAUGUAGGAAUUGCAGUUCUGUCUUGAAAUUCUCAUUCAAGAGGUUGGAAUAACUUCAUACAUCUCAAUUUAGUUUUUUUUUGUUGAACUUGCUUCUGAUUAUAAAACUAAUUCGUUAUACAGUUUGGACUGAAGCCAAAGACUUUCUUUUUUUUCCUCAUCCAAUAAAAACCAUGUAAUGGGAACAUGGAGAAUUUCUGGGUGUACUUUUUGUGCAGAUUUUAAAGGUGAUGCUCAAUGGCUUACCGGGACUUUUACUGUCGGCUCAAUUCGAUAUUUAUGCACAGCUAGAAAAGAGCAGUGAACACUGUAUUGUAUACAAUGUGGCUACACAUCCAUAAUCCUUGCUCCCUAAUGUUUAUGCACACUUUAAGAGCAGUUGCUGGCACUGAUGAGCAUUUGGGUGUCAGAGGUGGAUGAACACUACCUCUUCUUCAAUUAUGCACCAGGCCUUAACUUUUCAAGACUUCUUUGCUGUUGAUUGAGAUGCGCAGUGGUUAUUUCAUCAUAACGACUAUGGAGAUGGCGCAGAAGCGUGCUGCUGUUUCACUGUUGUACAUGUGUAUCGGGAUAGUACCUGUUUGGUUCAAGUAGUUGAACUCGGUUUCAUUUUGGUGAUUCUUAAUACUUUCAUCAGGCAUCACUAGUUGCCAGUCAUUGCAGGAAUUAUAGUAAGACCCACAUCUGAACAAUCACAAACUGUUCCAGCCUACAUGACUGAGUUUACAUUGCUAUUUAUUUGGAUGGUUAGGUCCCCCACCCCCCAAGAUUUAUGCAUGUUUGCCUUUCCC
Molecule: messenger RNA, 5084 nt
Organism: Scleropages formosus (Asian bonytongue)
Lineage: Eukaryota; Metazoa; Chordata; Actinopteri; Osteoglossiformes; Osteoglossidae
Gene: otud4
Product: OTU deubiquitinase 4
Exons: 20
Coding region: 364-4212 (1282 amino acids)
Biological process (GO): negative regulation of toll-like receptor signaling pathway; protein deubiquitination; negative regulation of interleukin-1-mediated signaling pathway
Molecular function (GO): cysteine-type deubiquitinase activity; K63-linked deubiquitinase activity
Source: RefSeq, a predicted model, not a curated record